This is a messenger RNA of Fonsecaea erecta, 492 nucleotides long. RefSeq lists its product as hypothetical. The transcript has a single exon. The coding region runs from base 1 to 492 and encodes 163 amino acids. NCBI's taxonomy places the organism in Eukaryota, Fungi, Ascomycota, Eurotiomycetes, Chaetothyriales, Herpotrichiellaceae. The record is from RefSeq and is a predicted model, not a curated record.
AUGAUGCGCACAGCUGCUUCCAAGUCCGUUCGACGGACGACGGGCACUCUUCGCUCGCUUCGAACGCCUCAGCCAUGGAGGACAAUAUCUUCUUGUCUUUUGCGACCAAAUCAGAACAGCAGGGGCAUACCCUCAACACCUUCACGGUUCCCGAAUCCUCACCAGAUCUCAGCAUCAUUUCACAGCUCCUCCCCUCGAUGCGCGCAAUCACCCACCGCCGACGCCCUGAUGGAAAAUCUCAACGACCUCUACGCCACCGCAAAGGACGAAUUCGAAAUCGCAGCCGAGGAGACGGAGAAGAAAACGGUCUAUGCGGCUGAUGAUAGAGAGGCCGCAGCGGACGCAUUGAAGAUGCUACAGGAGGCCUUUCAAAAAGCGCUGAAGGAGACAAGCCCGGAAGUCAGCAAGGAGAUUCAGGGUCGAGUGGGACCGCGGAUACGAGAACUGGAGAAUGCGGUAAAGGCAAUGGAAGAGAUGGCCAUGGAAGAUUGA